Messenger RNA from Girardinichthys multiradiatus, 2030 nucleotides. Its product is annotated as DDB1- and CUL4-associated factor 7. The transcript has 7 exons. Gene Ontology annotation, cellular component: nucleus. The record is from RefSeq and is a predicted model, not a curated record. Bases 247 to 1275 code for a protein of 342 amino acids. NCBI's taxonomy places the organism in Eukaryota, Metazoa, Chordata, Actinopteri, Cyprinodontiformes, Goodeidae. Gene Ontology annotation, molecular function: protein binding.
GAUCGCAUUCCGCCACACUUGACGAUUUUAUGGCCUCAACGAAAAAUGCUACCCUUUGUUAGCAGGACUGGUGAAAAAUCGUGUCUUGAUUAAGGUUAACUUAAUCGAUCCGUCGUUUUCACUCGAUGCCCUAGUAAUUAAUCUCUAAAUUGAAACUAAUUGGUUGUAUUUCUUAUCACAAGUGAACUUCUCUGACUGUUAGUUAGCGGGUUAGCUGCCUAGACUACAGCCGCAGCUCGGGAGAGGAUGUCUCUUCACGGGAAAAGAAAAGAAAUCUACAAAUACGAGGCGCCAUGGACGGUCUAUGCCAUGAACUGGAGCGUCCGCCCGGACAAACGCUUUCGGCUGGCUCUGGGGAGCUUUGUGGAGGAAUACAACAACAAGGUUCAGCUGGUUGGUCUGGAAGAAGAGAGCUCAGAGUUUGUCUGCAGGAAUACAUUUGAUCAUCCUUACCCCACCACCAAGAUCAUGUGGAUCCCAGACACCAAAGGAGUUUACCCAGACCUGCUGGCCACAAGCGGGGACUACCUGCGCAUAUGGAGGGUCAACGAAACAGAAACACGCCUCGAAUGUCUGCUGAACAACAACAAGAACUCGGACUUCUGUGCUCCGCUCACCUCCUUUGACUGGAAUGAAGUUGACCCCAAUCUGCUGGGAACAUCCAGCAUUGACACCACCUGCACCAUCUGGGGGUUGGAGACCGGUCAGGUGUUGGGACGAGUUAACCUGGUUUCUGGACAUGUGAAGACCCAGCUGAUUGCUCAUGACAAAGAGGUUUACGACAUUGCGUUCAGCCGCGCAGGAGGAGGCAGAGACAUGUUCGCCUCUGUGGGCGCUGAUGGAUCCGUCCGCAUGUUCGACCUCCGACAUCUAGAGCACAGCACCAUCAUCUACGAAGACCCCCAGCACCACCCGCUGCUCCGCCUCUGCUGGAACAAACAGGACCCCAACUACCUGGCCACGAUGGCCAUGGACGGCAUGGAGGUGGUGAUCCUGGACGUUCGUGUGCCGUGCACUCCUGUGGCUCGGCUCAACAACCAUCGCGCCUGCGUUAACGGCAUCGCCUGGGCACCUCACUCCUCAUGUCACAUCUGCACUGCAGCCGAUGACCAUCAGGCUCUGAUCUGGGACAUCCAGCAGAUGCCUCGUGCCAUCGAGGACCCAAUCCUGGCCUACACCGCUGAAGGAGAGAUCAACAAUGUACAGUGGGCCUCCACGCAGCCAGACUGGAUCGCCAUCUGCUACAACAACUGCCUGGAGAUCUUGCGCGUCUAAAGCAGGAGAAAUCGAGCCCCACGUUUCACAUUCGGACUUUUAGUCGCCCUCGUCCACCGGCUUCCGGGACGAGGCCACAAGUGAACUUUCUGAACGUGUAUCAUGAAAUUGGUUUACAUUUAUCAGCUCUUCUAAUAAACAUGUGUAAGCUCUUAUUUAUUUUGCUCAGCAGCUGUAGGAAGUGUUUGUGUUUUCUCGAGAUUUUUAAUACUUCUCAGCCAGCUGUGAGAUGAUCUAGAGAAGUUUAGAUCUCUUUCAUCUCUUUAGUUUGAGGUUGAUACAAACUGCUGUAGGUGGCAGAAAAUAACUCGUAGGAUUAACUCAUAGCCUUCUUGUGGAUGCAUACCAUAUUAUUGGUCAGUUAAGCAUCUGGACAGUAUAUUAUGGUCUUGUUUACCAUAUUUGGGCGUUUUAAGACGUUCAAUGAUCAUCUUGGUUCAUGUUGCCGAUGCAGCUGACAUUUAAAGUCUGCCAGAGCCACGUUGGUUCCCUAAAAAUCUUAUUUGUUAAAGUUCAUUUUUUGAAAAGUUGCAUUUUUCUUCAGAGUGAGGUUUGAAAUGAGUGGAAAUGGCUUUCUGUUUCUCUCUUAUUGUCUUCAGUCCUGUCCUUGUAGCAUGCCAUUGCAAGGCAAAAUGUACAUAAAUAUAUAUCAAGCUUAAGAUGUUGGUAAGUGUUCAUGUCGUAGUGUUUUUUCAUGAAGUUUAAUAUUGACUUUGAUCUAAUAAAUUGUAACCUCCCCAUGACUUAAAAACUAA